Molecule: messenger RNA, 459 nt
Organism: Parnassius apollo (apollo)
Lineage: Eukaryota; Metazoa; Arthropoda; Insecta; Lepidoptera; Papilionidae
Source: the annotation of a GenBank genome assembly
AUGGCCAAAGGUGACAAGUCCUCAAAAACUAAAGCUAAGAAUAAUAUUAAAAGAGGAAAGAAGGUAGACACAAAAAAAGCAAAGAGGCAAGUUUUACAAGAAAAGAACAAUGACACAGAUUGUGAAGAUGAUUUUAAAGCAGAUUCUAAUAAAAUGAAAGAAAAACUAAAGCAAGGGAAAAAUAAAAUAAAAAGAAACAAAGAUACAGGACCAGCAAAAACCAAAAAAAGGAAAAUAAAUAAACAACAGAAACGGUCUCGCACGUUAGCUCGCUCAAUUGACAGUGAAUCUGAAGAAAAUUAUGACGAUUGUAUUCCUUAUGCUGAUAGCUCUAAUGACGGUGACUGGGAAGUGGAAGGAGUACCAGAGUUGGAUACUCGUUGGUAUUGCUUUAUUUGUGGUACUGAAGAACUCUUGACAUCAUUGACAGCAAGUUAUUAUUCUGCGUUUUAUUACUAA